AGCGACUUGAAGAAGAGCAGCGGGCACUUCGAGUAGUGGAGUCCGAAGACUCGCUUGUGACAGCGGACAAGACUCUUAAGCGACGUUGGUAGAGAGACAGAGAUGCCUGGAUCCAAGGGAACAGCCAUCGGCAUCGACCUGGGCACCACCUACUCCUGUGUUGGGGUCUUCCAGCAUAGCAAGGUGGAGAUCAUCGCCAAUGACCAGGGCAACCGCACCACCCCCAGCUAUGUGGCCUUCAACGACACCGAGAGGCUCAUCGGCGAUGCGGCCAAGAACCAGGUGGCUCUGAACCCAUCCAACACCGUCUUUGAUGCCAAGAGGCUCAUCGGGAGGAGGUUUGAUGACCCAACGGUGCAGUCUGACAUGAAGCACUGGCCCUUCCAGGUGGUGAGCGACGGAGGGAAGCCCAAGGUGAAGGUGGAGUACAAGGGGGAGAAUAAGACCUUUUAUCCAGAGGAAAUCUCCUCCAUGGUGCUGACCAAGAUGAAGGAGAUUGCUGAGGCUUACCUGGGCUCCACUGUCACCAAUGCUGUCAUCACUGUGCCGGCUUACUUCAAUGACUCCCAACGCCAGGCAACCAAAGAUGCUGGUGUGAUAGCUGGUCUCAAUGUCCUGCGUGUCAUCAAUGAGCCAACUGCAGCUGCCAUUGCCUAUGGGCUGGACAAGAAGGGCAAAGGGGAGCGCAAUGUUCUUAUCUUUGACCUGGGUGGUGGAACCUUUGAUGUGUCCAUUCUCUCCAUCGAUGAUGGUAUCUUUGAGGUGAAAUCAACGGCUGGUGAUACCCACCUGGGAGGAGAGGACUUUGACAACCGCAUGGUCAAUCACUUCAUUGAGGAGUUCAAGCGUAAAUACAAGAAGGACAUCAGCCAGAACAAGAGGGCGGUGAGGAGGCUGCGGACAGCCUGUGAGAGAGCAAAGAGAACCCUGUCUUCCAGCACCCAAGCCAGUAUUGAGAUUGACUCUCUAUUUGAGGGCAUUGAUUUUUACACCUCGAUCACCAGGGCUCGGUUUGAGGAACUGAACUCUGACCUGUUCAGGGGUACUCUGGAACCAGUGGAGAAAGCCCUGAGAGAUGCCAAGAUGGACAAAUCCCAGAUCCACGAAAUAGUCCUGGUCGGAGGCUCCACCAGAAUCCCCAAGAUCCAGAAGCUGCUGCAAGAUUUCUUCAAUGGCAGGGAGCUGAACAAGAGCAUCAACCCUGAUGAGGCUGUGGCCUAUGGGGCUGCUGUCCAAGCGGCGAUUCUGAUGGGGGACAAGUCGGAGAAUGUUCAGGAUCUGCUGCUCCUGGAUGUUGCUGCUCUGUCAUUGGGCCUGGAGACGGCAGGUGGGGUCAUGACCGCACUUAUCAAGCGUAACACCACCAUCCCCACCAAGCAGACCCAGAUCUUCAGCACCUACUCUGAUAACCAGCCUGGUGUCCUGAUUCAGGUGUAUGAAGGUGAGAGAGCCAUGACCAAGGACAACAAUCUUCUGGGCAAGUUUGAGCUGAGUGGCAUCCCUCCUGCCCCUCGUGGUGUGCCCCAGAUUGAGGUGACCUUUGAUAUCGAUGCCAAUGGCAUCCUCAAUGUUUCUGCUGUUGACAAGAGCACUGGCAGAACAAACAAGAUCACCAUCACCAACGACAAGGGCAGGUUGAGCAAGGAGGAAAUUGACAGAAUGGUGCAGGAUGCAGAGAAGUACAAGAAUGAGGAUGAAAUGCAGCGGCAGAAGGUUGCAGCCAAGAACUCCUUGGAGUCCUACGCCUUCAACAUGAAGGGCUCUAUGGAGGAUGAGAAGGUGGCUGGUAAGAUCAGUGAAGAAGACAAGAAGAAGGUCAUUGACCUGUGCAACCAGACAAUCUCAUGGUUGGAGAAGAAUCAGAUGGCGGAGAAGGAGGAGUUUGAGCACAAGCAGAAAGAGCUGGAAAAUCUCUGCAAUCCCAUCAUUGCCAAACUGUACCAAGGAGCAGCCCCAGGGGAAUCCUGCAGGGCACAGGCUGGAAGUGCCACUUCCUCAGGACCAACUAUUGAGGAGGUGGAUUAAAAGCAAUGAAGAUUAAGAGUGCAACCUGUCACAUCUGGUUUAAGAUGCACUGUUCACAAUAGCCUUGACCUGAUUGCACUGAUAAGUUUUGCCGGGUGAUUGUACUUGUUCUUUGGUAAAUGUUGUUAAUUUGCUAUCUUACUGAAUCCUCUUGGUGUUUUUAGUAUUUUUUUGUAUGUUGCCUUGUAUAAAUGAUUUUAUUGAUGUUUAGUACUGAUGGUUAUACUUGCAGACCUUUUCACAGUAAGGCUCUUUGUUAAAACAUUUUUCAUUUUAUUUAAGAUGGCUUUUUAUCAAUAAAUCAG
Pristis pectinata (smalltooth sawfish) is the source of this 2330-nucleotide messenger RNA. Its product is annotated as heat shock 70 kDa protein 1-like. Gene Ontology annotation, molecular function: misfolded protein binding; ATP hydrolysis activity; ubiquitin protein ligase binding. NCBI's taxonomy places the organism in Eukaryota, Metazoa, Chordata, Chondrichthyes, Rhinopristiformes, Pristidae. Bases 103 to 2025 code for a protein of 640 amino acids. Gene Ontology annotation, cellular component: cytoplasm; vesicle; blood microparticle. Gene Ontology annotation, biological process: protein refolding; cellular response to unfolded protein. The transcript has a single exon. The record is from RefSeq and is a predicted model, not a curated record.